UUUGGCUGUGAGGGGAUACAACUUGUGGCAUUUGGUCUCGCGCCAUUUCUCCAGUGUUGCACAGGAGCCGACAUAUGUCGCUGUAGCUAGUACGCAUCCAGCAUCACGUGUUAACUUAGCUGCAAAAUCUAAACGCACGAAAGACCGUGUCGACGCGCCGCAAGCAACGCGAUGGAGACGGUGCAGCUGCCCGGGCGACCUGCACCCUGGCAUUUAGGCCAGGGAUACGGUCAUGGCGAGCGAAUCUUCGAUGUAUCUUUCCAUCCAUUGAACGAGGACAUUGUGGUCACGGCUUCGGAGGACACCAGCGUGCGCAUGUGGAAGCGCGCGGAGGGUUCCACCAUGUACAAGCAGGUCCGCGCCUACCUGGGUCACGGGGGCGAGGUGCUGCGGGCGGGCUGGUCCUCCAACGGCAUGUUGGUGGCGUCAGGCUCUGCGGACCGCACGGUGCGGCUGUGGGCGGCAGACCUGGACGAGCCUAGCUACACAGGUCGGCAGCUGGCGGUGCUGGACGGCCACCCCGAGGAGGUGUACCACGUGGAGUUGAUGGACCCGGGCCGGCCCGCGCCCAGGCACUGCGAGCGGCCGCAUCUGGGCGGCGGCGCCGGCGCAGGCGACGCAGGCUCGGUGCCGCUGCCGCCCUUCGAGACACACAUCCUGGCCGCCAGCUGUGAGAGCCUGUUCGUGUGGAGCCUGCAGCAGGGCGCGGUGCAGCAGCAGGCGGACGCGCCGGGCACCAGCGGCAGCACGGUCACGCAGGAGGCCAUCAUGGCCGGCGCCAAGCCCGCCUACAUCUUCGCGGUGAGCCGCCAGCCCGCCGGCAACCUGGUGGCGGCGGCCUGCUGCGACGGCGCAGUGCGGCUGUGGAGCCUGAGGGCCAGCGGGCAGCUGGACUGGGCGGGGCAGGUCGACCUGCCGGGCUCGCCCAUGUGCACCGGCUGCGCCUUCGCCGACGAUGGCUGGCGACUGGGUGUGGUGACGCGGGAGGGGCGGCUUGUGGAGCUGGACGUGCGCACCAUGGAGUUGCUGACCUCCUGCCAGCUGCCGUCAUCGCCACUCACCAUCGCAUACCUGCCGCGAACCGCGCCCGCGCCUGCCGCUGCCGGCGGUGCCCAGGGCUCGGGGGCUGGGGCGGAAGCGGGGGCGGCGGCGGCGGCGGGGGGUGCGGAGACGUGGCUUGUGGCGUGCCGUGACGGUGCCGUGUAUGGGUAUGCGCUGGACCAGCAAGCCGGCGGCCCCAGCUGUGUGCUGCUGGCGCCCACGGGCCGCGCCAACACGUCGCAGCUGGCGGUGGGCGUGGCGCGGGGCGGCGGCGCAGUGGCGCUGGUCGGCGAGCCGCAGGACACCGCGCACCUGCCACGCAUGCGCAAGGCCGCGCCGGCCGCACCCUCCGCACCAGCGGGUGCUCCGUCCACCGCGCCCGCAGCUGCCGCCUCCACCACCACCAGCGGGAGUGGCGGCGCCGGCGGGGGCGGCGCGGACGGCGCGGGGCGGCCAACGGUGGUGCCGCCGCCGCGGCGGCGUGGCGCGGGCGCGGGGCGGCGGGUGGCUGGCGGGCUGGGGGCGCAGGACCCGCUGGCGCUGUUUGAGCAGCCCGGUGCAGAAGAGCUGGCCGACGGCGUGGCGGGGGGCCUGGCCGCCAUGUCGUUGCGGGGCGGCGGCGGCGGCGGCGGCGCGGCGGGACCGGCGGCGGCGGCGGCGGCGGCGGCGGCCUCGGCAUCGCCCGCCGGGGGCGCGGCGGCGGCCGGCAAGGAGCCGCCGUCGAAGGCCACGGCGGCAGCGGGCGGUGCCGGCGGCAAGGGAGACGUGGACAUGGAGGGGGAGGCGGAGGAGGAGGCGGAGGAGGAGGAGGCAGCGAAGGCGGCGGCGGCUGGCGGCACGGGCGUCAUGUCCCAACCGGCGGACGGGGCGGCGGUGGCGGCUGGCAAGAUCCGGGCGCCGCUGCUCGUGUACCGGGCUGCCUGGUCCUGAGGGUUGUCGUAGCGUGUUAUCGUAUCGUCCAUGUCGGUUUUCCAGGUUUGCGGUUUGCACAUAACCUCUCACACAUGCAGCACAGCUCCAGCUGGGCUAUCACACGCGUCGGGGUGGCGUCGGCGUGGCGGGCGAUGACGGCAGUGGCGGUGGCGGGUCAAGGACGUGAUCCAUCGGGCGCGCAGCGGGGCAACGGCGCAGUGCAUGCAUCUGUGGCGCUGCGAUGGACUGAAGGGGGUCGGCCAAAGGAACCGUGCGAUCGGACGGUACGAUGUUGGGACGGUGGAUGAGGCACCGGAUGAUGCAGCGCAGCGGCGGCCCGGUUUCGCAACGUCUGCCUGGCAAGAAAACCUGGAAUGUAGACUCUGGAAGUGCGUUGCGGGGAAAUCCCUGUCAUGUGCGGCACGUGCAAGAGCAUGUGCGCACGACUGUACGGAGGUGAGCGUGACUGAACGAUGAAACAGACUUGGCCAACGGACACGGAGUGGCAGCGCGAGGUGCAUUAGAGGCGAAAAGUUGCUAGGAAGGCGAGCGGCGGAGUGGGACCGCGUGGCGGCGGAGGCACGGCGGUGCGGCGGAGACGUGGGUGGCGGCUGGAGAGGUGGCGAAACGCUUGAUGACUGGGCAAGGAUUGCGAGGGCGGUCUGCGCGUUGUCAUGGCUUUGAAGGUACCGGUACGGACGUGUUCGGUGAGCUUCAGUGUUUAUUUUACGAUUUUUACCGCUGCCAGCUGCCUCAGAGCCGACCGCAGCCGAGCCCCGCAGACCAGUGCAGCCCGCACCUGGAGCUAAUGCUGCUGUGUGAGGGAGGAAUGUCCAGAAAACGGCCAGAAUGGCUGAUUAUGUCUGGAGACACUAAGAUAGGAGCCAUGCAUCACGCAAGAAGUGCUGGCGCCUUGGUCUUGUGCCAUCCGGCCAUCCAAGCUCCGCCUCAGGGAUUGCGAAUCGUAUGCAACGGCCCCGUGAGCGUGAGGCUGUGCCGGGCAUAGACCCAUAGCGGUGGCGCUGCCACUAUAUUGACGCGUGCGGUUCUAUUUUAAGACACCGACAAGUUGCCGAGGUGGGGCGGUUGCGGGGUGGGCUGCAGGCUUCGCUGCUGUGGGCCGGGGCCACGCCGGGGCCGUGCAGCCCGCGCUCGGGCUGCCCGCGUGCCACCCGUCGGGCUCCAUGAGACCCGCGACUGUAAAGAGUACUUUAC
Molecule: messenger RNA, 3168 nt
Organism: Chlamydomonas reinhardtii
Lineage: Eukaryota; Viridiplantae; Chlorophyta; Chlorophyceae; Chlamydomonadales; Chlamydomonadaceae
Exons: 12
Coding region: 172-1971 (599 amino acids)
Biological process (GO): transcription initiation at RNA polymerase II promoter
Cellular component (GO): transcription factor TFIID complex
Molecular function (GO): RNA polymerase II general transcription initiation factor activity; protein binding
Source: RefSeq, a predicted model, not a curated record